Molecule: messenger RNA, 1975 nt
Organism: Camellia sinensis
Lineage: Eukaryota; Viridiplantae; Streptophyta; Magnoliopsida; Ericales; Theaceae
Product: organic solute transporter ostalpha protein (DUF300)
Source: RefSeq, a predicted model, not a curated record
AUGAGACAAAAAGGUCGGCCUCACACCUAUGUCCCAUUCUAUGAAAUCUUUUGUAUUUGUGCACUCGGUAUCAAUCAAAGAACCAAAGAAAAUAACAAAUAAGACAACGGUCCCGAGAGCUUAGUGGCAUAUGUGUUGACAUUGCUAGAGACCACCAGCAAUACCGAGUAAUUGCAUAUUCGUCUUCUCUCCCCAACAAUGUUGCUUUUCUUUCUAAAAACUGUAUUUUGUAUCCAUAAUAUCCCAGAUUUGGUUAUCCUACGGGUCUUCGUAAAAAACUGUGGAGAGUUGGCACUAGAAAAUGCACGUGGCAUGGAAACAACUUAUAUCCUCGCUUAUCAAACCACAUACAAAGAUCUCCACCAACCAGCCCUCAUCGUUGCAGGUUGCUUUGCCUUCAUAGCUGUAGUCCUCUCCACCAUUCUAAUUUUCCAACAUCUCAGAUCAUACACCAAUCCUGCGUUUCGUUCCAGGAGCAAAAAUGGAUUGUUGCGGUUCUUCUCAUGGUUCCUAUAUAUGCUAGUGAAUCAAUUUUAUCCUUGUGCAACCCAAAAUGGUCCCUGGCAUGUGACAUUUUAAGAAACUGCUAUGAAGCAUUUGCCUUGUAUUCUUUUGGGAGUUACCUGAUUGCCUGCCUUGGUGGUGAACAAAAAGUGAUAGAGCUACUUGAAGAUGAAUCAAGAAAACUGCUCAGCAAGCCAUUACUAGAAGGAGCAGAUGACGAACCAAAGUCAAAAGAAAGAAGAUGUUGCAAUUUUUUCAUCCAACCAAGUGUGCUCGGAAAAGACUUGCUGACAAUAGAGAAAUUUGGUCUUGUGCAGUAUAUGAUUUUGAAGACUUUUUGUGCAUUCUUGGCACUAAUAUUGGAGCUCUGUGGUGUAUAUGGUGAUGGAGAGUUCAAGUGGUGCUAUGGGUACCCAUACAUCGCAGUGGUACUGAACUUCAGCCAGAUGUGGGCAUUGUAUUGCCUAGUGAAGUUUUAUAAUGUUACUCAUGAAAGACUUCAACAUAUAAAACCACUUGCAAAGUUUAUCAGCUUCAAGGCUAUUGUGUUUGCUACUUGGUGGCAAGGUGUGGGUAUUGCUUUAUUGUGUAAUCUUGGGGUUUUGCCCAAGGAAGGAAAAUUACAGACUGGAUUGCAGGAUUUUUUAAUCUGCAUAGAAAUGGCUAUUGCAGCUGUUGCUCAUGUUUUCGUCUUCUCAGCGAAACCCUAUCAAUACUUGCCAGCUUCGGAGCAUGGCAAGGUUACCACCAAAACAACCAAAGCAAUGCUGACGUUAGAGGAGGAGGGUGAUAAGGAAACACCGGCCAUCCUUGAAAAGACGGAGACUGAGGUCAAGGCUCCUGGAACGAGUGUCAAAGAAAGCAUUCAAGACAUUGUUGUUGAAGGCGGUCAACAUGUGGUGAAGGACGUCGUGUUGACCAUAAAUCAAGCGUUUGAACCAGUGGAAAAGGGCAUGACCAAGAUCCAGGAAACUUUCCACCAAAUAUCAAUGGGGUCAGAUGAUGAGAAAGAAGAGCGAGAAGUUAAAGUUGAGGAACAUGUUCUUACAGGAGGGGGAUCAGGAUCUCACAUUUUUACUUCUGAAGAAAAGGUAAUUAUUGAUAGCAGUCGUCGAGAUGAGAGCUGAAGACACAUAAACAAAACAAAAAGAAAAAAGAUUAUUGUCAAGUGAUUAUAGGGGUAGAUAUCAGUUUUUUGUUUUAAAAACAAAAUAUUCAUGGUAAAUUUCAUUUAGAUAAGAGGGUUUUAUGGUUGCUUUUUUGAUCUAUUUCUGAAGACUGUCACCAACAAUGUCUUCUGUUUACUUCUACAAGUUAUUUGGUUGGAGCGUAGUAUUAGGAUGUUUGAGGACAAGUAUGAAAUCAAUGUUUCUCUUUGGGGUAGUGAAUUUUUUAGCGAAAUUAAAUGCUUGAAUAAUAUUUAUAAAUAAAUUUUAUUGCUAGUAAUGAGAAUUCUCAUCACUGCCUAUGA